Messenger RNA from Notothenia coriiceps (black rockcod), 1104 nucleotides. RefSeq names its product protein sidekick-1-like. Gene Ontology annotation, biological process: brain development; axon guidance; cell-cell adhesion. Gene Ontology annotation, cellular component: plasma membrane; axon. Gene Ontology annotation, molecular function: cell-cell adhesion mediator activity. The transcript is spliced from 9 exons. NCBI's taxonomy places the organism in Eukaryota, Metazoa, Chordata, Actinopteri, Perciformes, Nototheniidae. The record is from RefSeq and is a predicted model, not a curated record. The coding region runs from base 1 to 1104 and encodes 367 amino acids.
AUGAAUGAAAGGAUACCAUUCGUCAAUCACUUCAAAAACCACGUAGCCCACAAUGCCCAAGAGGUGGCUCCCUACCUGCGAGGGGCUGGGCGGGGGCAGCAGGUGGUGUUGGAGGGGAAUAGGCUGGUGCUGACCUGCCUGGCUGGAGGCAGCUGGCCCCUGCAGUACCGCUGGACCUUCAACAACAUUAACGUCACGGACUGGGCCCCGCAGUACAGGUUGGCCCUCCCGUCUCUGAAGAGGACGGAUGCUGGCCUGUAUCAGUGUAUGGUGAGGAACAGGAUGGGAGCCGUCAUACACAGGAAGACAGAGGUGCAGGUGGCCUAUUUGGGCACAUUCUCAGCUGAGGAGCAGAGGAAGACGGCGAUUCAGGGCAGACCGGCAAUCAUCAGCCUGCCCCCCCUCGCCUCUUUCCCCCGACCCCUCGUCACGUGGUACAAAGACGGACACAAGAUAAUCCCUAACAACCAAAUUGCAAUCACUUUGGACAAUCAGCUGGUCGUCUUGGCAACCACUGCAGUGGACGCUGGACGUUACUAUGUAGAGGCGGUCAACGAGAGGACAGGAGAGAACGUGACAAGUCCCGCCGUCUACCUGAGCAUCUCAGAUCCUGAAUCAGAAGUUGUGGCUCCGGCGAUUGUGAUCGGACCCAAAAACACAACAGUGGUGGCAGGCAGCGAGGUGACGCUGGAGUGCAUUGCUAACGCCAGACCGAUUGACAGCCUCGUGGUGUCUUGGAAACGCGAUGGGCGUCGUCUGGCCAGUGGGCGUCGGCUUGUUAUUCUUGCCCCCGCCCCUGCUGACACUGGGAUAUAUGUUUGUGAAGCGUUGCUCGGCAACAUCAAUGGCAAACCUGUGGAGGCAAGGGCACAACUCAAUGUAAUCGACUCGCCAUGGAAGGUCUACCUAUCAGAGGUCGAUCCUGUGGUGAGCGAGGUAUCAGUGGGCGGGCUCACACCUGCCAGGACCUAUCAGUUCAGGCUUUGUGCUGUCAAUCAAGUGGGCCGGGGUCAGUACAGCGCUGAGACGCAGAGACUUGGUCACACUGCCUUACGCAAACUGGGAAUGAAUAACCUGGAACCCUUCUAUAGUGAAAAGAGAUAA